Molecule: messenger RNA, 585 nt
Organism: Ficedula albicollis (Collared flycatcher)
Lineage: Eukaryota; Metazoa; Chordata; Aves; Passeriformes; Muscicapidae
Gene: SELENOH
Product: chromosome 5 open reading frame, human C11orf31
Exons: 5
Cellular component (GO): Golgi apparatus
Source: RefSeq, a predicted model, not a curated record
UGCCCCCUUCCGGCCCCGCCCCCGGCGGUGCGCGCUCCCGCACGUGGCCAGCGGCAGGCUCCACCGCUUGGGCUCUCCCAGGAUGGCUCCCCGCGGGAGGAAGCGCGGGGCCCAGCAGCCGGCGGCGGCCGAGGCGCCGGAGACAGCGGGAGCCCCGCAGAAGCGAGCGCGGGCCCAGGCCCAAGACGAGGGCAGCGCCGGGGACAUCGGCCCCCGUGUGGUCAUCGAGCACUGCAAGAGCUGACGCGUGUUCGGGCGCAACGCGGCGGCGGUGAGCGAGGCCCUGCGCGGGGCCAUGGCCCACCUCCCCGUGGACAUCAACCCCCGGCCGCCGCGCAGGAACAGCUUCGAGGUGUCCCUGGUGAAGGAGGACGGCAGCACCGUGGAGCUGUGGAGCGGUAUCGGGAAGGGGCCGCCCCGCAAGCUGAAGUUCCCCCAGCCGGAGACUGUAGUGGAAGCCCUGAAGAGCAGCUUGGCAUAGAGGCGUUGGCCAGACGAGCCAGGACCAGCGCAGGCGGCACGAGCGUCCAUGAAGAGGCGAGACCAAGUGGGGGGCACCUGCCAGCCCCAGUCCCGUCCCUGAUG